Brettanomyces nanus is the source of this 3348-nucleotide messenger RNA. RefSeq lists its product as uncharacterized. The coding region runs from base 1 to 3348 and encodes 1115 amino acids. Lineage: Eukaryota; Fungi; Ascomycota; Pichiomycetes; Pichiales; Pichiaceae. The record is from RefSeq and is a predicted model, not a curated record. Gene Ontology annotation, cellular component: nuclear pore outer ring. The transcript has a single exon. Gene Ontology annotation, biological process: poly(A)+ mRNA export from nucleus; transcription-dependent tethering of RNA polymerase II gene DNA at nuclear periphery; protein import into nucleus. Gene Ontology annotation, molecular function: structural constituent of nuclear pore; protein binding.
AUGCCAGAACUCAAGUUUAAUGCCAGUAGGUUCAAUAUUGAAGCCAAUCAAUCCAAUCGACCCAAUCGACCCAAUCAAGCCAAUAGAGCCAAUCAAGCGGAUGAAAACGAACCUUCCUCAUAUGAGACUACUUCCAAGGGACUCAUGAAUACUCAAUUCUACCAUGUCUAUCAACGAGCCAACAGAUAUCCUCCUUUAGACACUCACUCUGGAGAGAAGAUUCUAUUUUGUGACUCUUAUCCGUUGAUUAAUGCCUCUAUCCUCAUUAGUAACAGACAUAUCUAUGUGUAUUCGGCCAAUAAUGACGACUUCAGCUCCUAUACGCUCAAAUUCGAAUAUACAAAGAAUGAAUUUGGAAUUCUACCGCAGGUUCAGCUUAUCACCAACUUGGCAACUCCUUCUCAACCGGAUUUGAUUAUUGUUGAUUGUAUCACAGGUAUCGUCAGAUAUAUUGAAGCUCUAAAAUUGAUUCCUUCUCUAAGUAUUCUACAGAAUGAACAUACCUUACAAUUAAAGCUUUCCCGAGGAGAACUCUUUACUUUGACUGAAUAUAAUGAAGAUGUCGGACUUGUGUUGGCUACCAACUAUAGAAAGGUGAUCUGUGUAUCUCUAAAGGAUCAAUUUGGAAGAAUUCAGUUAAGUCAAGACGAGAUCAUUCCUUCUCAGGUUUCCUUUAAGUUUCUAAGGAUGUUAUCUUACAAUAUAGAGACCUAUGAUGAUAGUAACAAGAUUAUGGCCCUUCGAUUUGAACACAAAAGCUCUCUUUUGACUCGAUUGUUUGUUCUAGAAGAGCAAGGAACAGUUCAUCUAGUUGAUUUUGUUAAGGGAACUGGUCAUCACAUUUCUGCGAAGACUAAUUUAACUGAAUUGAUGCUUCCACAGGUUUCUGAUCCUAAGGCUUUACUCUCUUUGAAGCUUAAAGAUGUCGGAUCUCUUGGUAACGACAAAUUCUUGGUUCUUAUAUCCCAGAAUGAUGGUUCAAUGAGUCUUGUUGUUGUUAAAUUUGAUUCAGAUCUUAUUGUUGAGUCUCAAUAUCAUCUUAAAAGCGUCCAAUCGACUGAUGUCUAUCCCAGGUUAUAUAUUCUCUUUGAUUCUAAGGUGUCCUUCAUUCUCGUUGACCAUCGUCUGAUCUUCUCAGAUACUGCUGAUCUAUCCGAUACCUCUACUUGGGAGGACUUUGUUUCUUUGAACCCUGAGGUGGAAAUUUAUGGUGCUUCUUCCUUACCUGAGGGUGGUGAAAACAGGUCUAUGUGUAUAAUGACAAGCGAUGGAGUUAUUCACAUUGAUGUUUUGGCUCCAGGUGAAAGAAAGACCGCCCAACAGUUUCUAAAGAAUCGUAUUGAAGAAUAUCUGCAGUUUGAAAGUGCAGAAUUGUCUGUUAACUUUGAUAUGGCUCAAUCUUCGUAUGAUAUUCGUCAGAAUGAGAUUGAAGGUGCCAUUUUGGAUAUUUCUGAUGAGAUUCUCACCAAUAAGUCGUCCCUUCUACAAUCGUAUCUUGUUAUUUCGGAUAAUUUGAAGCGGAGAUUUGAGCUUAUGAAGAAAUUGGCUCAGUAUAUUUCUGAGAACUUUAUCGUUGCUGAUAGUUAUAAGAUGGUGGUGGUCAACAAUACCGAGAGGCUAGGAUUGGCCUCUUAUUUCUAUGAUUUCCUUGCCGAAAAUGACGAUCUGACUACGUCUGUUGAUUCUCUUUUACAAUCUGACAAAUACAGAAGCUCUAUGAAUCUAUUCUUUUCACAGGAUGCCAGUAGAAUCGUUGACCUUCUUCAAGACUUUAUUUCUACAACUUUUUUGGAGCAAAUAGGUAACGAAGCAUCGCUUUCUAAGUUGGCAACUGUCCUUAACGAGCUGUUGAAUGCUGCAUACAUUGCUCCGGAAAGGGAUGUGAAGGGAGAACUUCUUAAUAUUCAAUACGACAUCAACGUUAAAGCCAAGCCGAUUUUUUUUGAUCACAUCAGAUUCUUAAAAGAUAUUAACGGAAUGAUUCGAAAGCUUGCGUUGAGUUAUGCCUCGCAGUUGGAUAAUGAUAUAGACACCGAGAUCAAGACUGCUGUUAGUAAAGCUAUUUUAGGCUUGUCUCCAUUUUUGUAUUACAGCUGUAAUGAUUUGUUGCAGUAUGCUGAGUGUCAGGGGGACGAUCAAACUACUGCUAAGCACAACCUUGAAGAAUUUUACAAUGCCAACAGAAAACACUGGAUCGACAUAUUUAUUCUUCUCAGAAAGCAGAAUGAAAUCAUCAAGUUUGUCGAAGGAUUCGACGAUCUUCAAAGUCUAAGUGAGCUACUUGAGAGUGAAAGAGAAGCUGUUGAAACCAUAUCUUCUCAGAACGCUUUGGACCCCAUUGAAAUUGAAAACAUGAGCGCUGCCGUCGAGCAUAAGUUUGAUGUGUGUUUCCAGAAGUAUCAAUACAGCUUUGCCGAGAAGUUAUUUGCAUUAUAUGUUCAUUCUAAUAAGGUGGAUCUUCUUCUCACUCGUUUUUUCAAGUAUUCAGACUACUUGAGUCAGUUUCUCAAUGGUGAUUUGUCCCACUAUAAGUUCUCCUGGAUACUUUCUAUUCAAAAUGAUAAUUUUGAUGAAGCAUCUAGCAAAUUACUCAAGUAUACAGAUAAUUCUGACCAGGAGAACAUUGAGAACAAGAAACUACAGCUUAACAUUGCAAAGCUUUCUCUUAUAGCGGAAAAUCAAGUCAAUCCAGACCAAUUAUGUGACAUAGAGUCUCAGUUAGAUGUUUUGAGUCUACAGGAGAAAUAUGAAGAUGUCCUUCUAUCUAGAUUUCACUCCCUAGAUCAAGAUUCUGCUACUACUCUAUUGAAGGAAUCCCGUUACUUGUCUUCGAAUUUGAGUUUAUUGACAAGGAAAGUUUUCCAUCUAAUAGUGGAUAAACUGGGCCAUAAGAUUCAACUGUCAUUGUCCGAACUCACUGACUUUCUCACUUUGGAAGACUUUUCCGUUGUUAACUGUGAUCCGUUUGAUGACAUAUUUAAGUUAUUGUCCAAUAUUUUGCACGUGACCAAGUCCCAUUCAACUGUCCUAAUUGGGAAAACGUUUUCGGAGAGGCAGAUUCAGAUUCUCUUGGCUCUUGCUUUUAAGAGGUUGAUUCUCACUGAUGAUUGGACAGCCCUUAAACAGGGUAAAGACCUCGAACAGAGCAAAUUUUUAAAGGUCUUGGCCAACUUGUCAUCCUACAAUAUCGGUCUUCCAAAGUCUAUCGAUCAGUUGUACAUUUCGAAGGAUGACCUCAAAUGUUUAGGUCUCGAUCGAACCUUGUUUAGCGACUACUUUAAAGAGAACGAUCUACUUGAACAUCUAGAUGAGCAGGUAAAUUUGAUGAAAUGGCUCAGUCUGCACUAA